GAAGAGUCCCCGCCCCUCGCGCAAGUGGGGGCGGGGCCAGGCUGUCCCGGAAGCGGCCGGAGCAGCAGCGUCCCCGACGCCGAACGAGAGGGGGCAGGCCUAGAAGAAGGAAGAAACUGUAGGGAACAGUACUUCACAUGUUCUCCCUCCGGCCUCGCCCUCUCUAAAGGCUUUUCAUUUGGAACAAUGAUCACGUUGGAGAGUGCAUUGAUUAUCCACCAUCAGGAAACUGCCAGAGGUUCAGAAACCUGGAGAGAUAAGGCAGCUGGAGAUUGUUAGCUGCCCACAAGAAACUGAAGAGAUUGAGGUCUUAUUUCCCUGUGGCUGGACUAGUAUCCUAUGCUUCAUGGUGUGAAACGCUCCUGACUUACAAACCUCUAGUCCGAGACUCUUUAAAACAGAAACUGCUCCCUAGAGGAGCAAAGACAGACUGUAAAAAUAGGUUCCCCAGGAGCUUCCCGGUUUGAGAAGGAGCAAGAAGUUGCAAAUUACUCUCUGUGGGCAGGAAAGCUCAAAACGAGGAGCAUGACGGAGUUGCGGGUGAAAAAACUUGCCGUAACGCUGAUGGAUGCCACUACUGAUAAGGACCCAUUAGUCCAAGAACAGAUCUACAAUGCUCUGUGCUACUUGGGAGAGAGCGAGCCUGAAGAGAUCCUAAACUCCUGUGAUGAAUAUCUGCGGCAGCAUGAAAAGAUGGCUUAUCCCCACCGUAUAAUAAUCCUGAAGGCAAUGGAAGCGGUGGUGAAGAAUAACAUUGCAUAUCUGGACAAAAGCACGGCCAAAAUCGUUAUCUUUCUGGCAUCCAAUGAAAUGACCAAGUCAAAGGAAAUCAUUUAUGACUGGCAGCAGGCAGCAAGCAAUGUCUUGGUUGCUGCAGGGAGGCGUUUUAUCAACAAAGUGAUGGAGGAGGUGCUGACCAAAUUUCAGCCGGGAAUCCUGCCUCAUUAUUUCAUCAUGCAGACUUUCGCAAACCUCUCUGUGUCAAACGUGUUUGGGAUGGUGCCUUUCUUAAAUUCCAUCCUUGGGACCAUGCUGCCAAUGCUGGGAAUGGCCAAACAGGACCACAUGAAGUCUGUGUUUUGCUAUGCUCUGCAGCAUUUCAGUGAGAGCAUUCAGGAAUACCUGGCGAACUUGGAUAAAGCGCCUGACCCCACUGUAAGGAAAGAUACCUUCUCCAAUGAGAUCUUCAGUGCCUAUGAUGUGCUCUUCAACAUCUGGCUGCAGAGCCGGGAGGCCAAGCUGAGACUCGCUGUCGUGAAGGCUCUUGGGCCCAUGAGUCAUCUGCUGCCCAGCGAAAAGCUCGAGGAGCAGCUCCCAAAACUGGUCCCGGGAAUUCUCGCGCUCUACAAGAAGCAUGCAGAGGCUUUCUAUGUGACCAAGAGCUUGUGCCAGAUUCUUGAGGCUUCUGUCAACGUUGGCAGCCGCACUCUGGACACACAGCUUGAUGCCCUUCUGAGCAACCUGCAUCCCCAGAUUUGUGCUCCAGUGGAGUCCUCUUUCCCCCUGAGUUUAAAGAACCACAACGAGGUCCUUCGAUGCUUCACUGUCCUUGCCUGUACAUUUCCUGAUCGCUUGCUUGGCUUCCUGCUCCCAAAGCUGGAGAACCACAACGAGAGGAUACGUGUUGGGACGCUGAUCAUCAUGAGGCAAAUCAUCAACUGUGCCCCCUCUCAGAUGGAGAUUAAAAAGCCCUUUAUUCUUUCUUCUAUGAAACUUCCUCUGCAGGACAACAGUAAUAAGGUGAAACGGGCUGUGGUCCAGGUGAUCAGCGCGAUGGCUCACCAUGGUUAUCUGGAACAGGCAGGCGGGGAAGUCAUGAUCGAGUACAUCAUCCACCAGUGUGCCCUUCCUCCUGACACGCAACCCAGGAAGCAGACACCAGAAGCUGAUGACUUAACUAGCGACAGCGUCCAGAACAUCAGCAUCAAUACUCUCUUUCUCAUCAGCACUACUGUCGACAGGAUGGAGGAGGUUCUCUGGCCGUAUCUCUUGGAGUUUGUGACUCCCAUACAGUUCACCAGUGCCCUGACCCCCCUCUGCAGGAGCCUAAUGCACCUGGCUACAAAGAAACAAGAGGAGGGAGAGAAUGCCAUCCUCAUCCACUACGACACACAUGCAAACCUGCCAUCGCCGUGCGCUCUAAUGGCGAGGCUGCUGACUGUCUCUUCACAGCCAUAUUUAGGGGAUGGUCGGGGGGCAGCUGCUCUGCGUCUGCUGAAUGUAUUGCACCUUAAUAUCCAUCCCAUGCUGGGCCAGCUGUGGAAUAAGAUGAUUUCUCCCUUAAUAGAGCACUUGGAAGCAAAUACGGAGAAAUCCCUGUCCCCAAAGGAGUGGGAAGACAAGCUGCUUUUGUUUCUCUGGGAGACACUGAAGGCGAUUUCUGACAACGCCUGGAUUUGUCAGUUCAGCAUGGAAAUGUGCAAGCAGCUGAGCAGCUACAACGACUUUCCCUCCGAGAAGAACUUCCUGUAUAAGUGCAUUGGAACAGCUCUUAGGGUCUGUUCGAACAAGGAUGUGGUGCAAAAGCAGCUUCAAGAGCUGCUUGAAACAGCCAGGUACCAGGAGGAAGCAGAAAGGGAGGGACUUGCCUCCAGCUUUGGGAUCUGUGCAAUAAAUCACCUGGACGAAACCCUGGCCAAACUAGAAGACUUUGUCAAAUCCGAUGUCUUCAAAAAAUCGGUGGGACUGUUCAGUAUCUUCAAGGACCGCAGCGAUAAUGAAGUGGAGAAGAUAAAGAGCACCCUGAUCUUAUGCUAUGGCUACGUAGCUAGGUAUGCCCCCAAAGAACUCGUGCUGUCCAGAAUCGAAGCAGACAUUCUCAGGAACAUCUUCCAUUACUUUGACACCAAGGUUCUGGGAAUAAAGGUAGAAACCAAGGAUUUGACGUUGAAGCUGUGCCUCAUUCGGAGCAUUUGCAUGAUCAGCCAGGCCAUUUAUAACAGCGCGCAGUCUGAUGCCUUCAUCUUCUCCCGCAAAGCAGAGCUCUUAGCUCAGAUGAUGGAGUUUAUCAAAACAGAACCACUGGACUUGCUGAGAACUCCUAUUCGCCAGAGAGCCAUGAUCUCCUGCACAUACCUGGUCAUACUGGAGCCUCCGCUUAGCAAGCCUGAUCACGUGGAACUGAUUGAAACCUGCCUGAGCAGCGUGCUGGCCCUUCCUCCGCUGGAUGUCCUGAAGGAAAGAGAUGGGCACGUGCCAGACGCCUUGCACAAGGAGACUCUCUACUAUGACACCAUCAGUGCCCUUAAGGAACUGCUGAAGAGCAUGCUGCAGAAGGACCUGACUCCCCAUGGACUACAGAGCAUGUUCGAGCAUCUAGGCCCAUGGAUCAGGUCGAGCAAAGAGCACGAGCGUGAGCGAGCAGUGGAGGUCAGUGCCACGCUGCUGGAGUUCUACCGGGACAAACUGAAUGUCAGUACUGUGGUGCCCUUUUAUAACCUCGGGGUGCUGGUUGCACUCUUCUCCCCCCGGUGUUCAGACUCCCUUGCCAGCAUUCGCCUGCAUGCUGUGGACUGCGCCUACUAUCUGCUCUACAUACAGCUGUGUUAUGAAGGAUUCGCCCACGAUUAUAGAGAUGAGAUGGUUGAGAGGCUGAAAGACCUGAAGAAAGGCCUGGAAGACCCUGACUUCACCAUUCUCUUCAAUACGUGCUACAACAUUGCCAUGGUGAUUGGGAAGCGCCUCCCACCUGACCAGCUGAUGAGCCUUCUGCUCACGAUGUUUGAAGGGCUGGCAGAUCCUGAUCAGAACUGCUCUCGAGCUGCUGCUGUCAUGAUCAACGCCCUCUUGAAGGAGCGUGGAGGGGUGUUGCUGGAAAAGGUGCCCGUGAUCAUGGCUCUGAUUCACAACAAGCUGCAGGAGGUGGAUGAAGAGCACUUAAGGAAAGCAGCUCAGCAGACUGUUUACAUCCUGGCCUCCCAGCAUAAGACAGCGGUUGUGUCCAGCCUGCUGGGCAGCUCCCUGCCCUUUGACAGUCACACCUGUGCUAUGUGGAAGGCGCUGGCCACGGAGCCAACCCUCACGCCACAGAUCUUGGAGCUGCUCCUGGACAAGGUGAAUCGGGAUGUGCCAUACAAAGAGAACAAAUCCUUCCUGUUGGGGAGCACCUAUGAGCGCAUCGCGACUCCCCUCCCUUUUGCUGCCACAUGUGCUCUGCAUGAGAUCAUGUCUGCUCCAGAGUCUGGGGCAGCAGUGAUGGGGCUCUACCCACACUUGUUUGUGGCUCUCCUUUUGCGAGUCAGCUGCACCGUGGGUGUCCAGCUACCAAAGAACCUGCAGUCCAAGGAGAGGAAGAGUUCCAGCCGUAGCCAAGGAACCAGAAACCUGGACCCCUGCAGGCCCGGUUUCCAAAAGCUGGUUGGUCAUUGGGUGACCUACCACCCCAUCAGCAGUCUGAAGAGUGCCUCUUCCAGUGACAGCAGCAAUGGUCAGGACAUUCAUGUGCGACCGAGAGUCAGGCCCUGCAUGCUCCAGUUCAUUUGGAUCCCUCCGUUCAGUCUGGUCAUGGUUUGUGGCCCCUCUGACUGUGCGGUGGAAGCCCUGAGAGCCAUGCUGACCCAAGGGGGCAGUGACGAGGUGGUGAAGUCCGUGGAGAGUGCGGGAGGCUGGGAGCUGAUGAAAAGCUCUGAUAGGCACCAUGAUGGCAUUAUGCUGCUUGCAAGGGCAAUGGCUAAACACGCUGGCCCCAAGCUCCCUUUGAUUGUGAAGAAUCUCUUCCCGAUGCUCAACAGUGUGUAUGACCUCCAGAGGAUCACCACCACCGCCUUCUUCGCCGAGCUUCUGAACAGCAGCGUGGUGAGUGACCUGAUCCUGCUGGAGUCCAUGAUGGAUAACAUGACAGGCAGGCAGAAGGACCCCUGUACGUUGGUGCGCAUGCUGGCUCUCCGAGGGCUGGGCAACAUCUCCUCUGGGUCCCCGGACAAGGUGAGGAAACACGGGGCCCAGCUCCUGGCUUCCAUGGUCAAUGGCAUGGACGACAAGGAUGAUCCCAACAAUGUGGUCGCUCUGGAGGCCAUGACUAGCCUGUCCAAACUCCUGGACCAUGUGGAGGAGAGGGACAUCCGUUCCAUGCUUCUCCAUAUUGCCAUCCGCAUCCGCCCCUUCUUUGACAACGAAAACCAUGAACUGCGCACGUCUUCCAUCGUUCUGUUCGGGAACCUGACCAAGUUCAGCGCUGGGAACUGUGAAGACGUCUUUUUUGAGCAGAUCUUGAAUGGGCUGGUGACACUGCUGCUUCACCUCCAAGAUCCAAAGCCAGAGGUCAUCAAAGCCUGUAAAUUUGCUCUGCGCAUGUGUGGCCCCAGCAUGGGCUGUGAGGGGCUCUGUGACAUGUUUCUGAGCCACUUACACGAAGACAGAAGCCUGCAUUACGGAGAGUUCAUGAACGAUGCCUGCAAACACCUGAUGCAGAACUACCCAGAGAUGCUGAAUCGUUUGAUUUCAACCAACCUCUUCUACUUCAAGAGCAACUGGGUUGACAUUCGAGCAGCAGCGCCCAUGUUUAUAGGCUUCCUCGUUCUGCACGUAGAUGAAGAGCACUGUAAGCAAGUGGACCUGGACCAACUCCUUUCCUCUCUCAACGUGCUGCUGAAGGACCCCGCUCCUGUCGUCCGCAUGAAGGUGGCUGAGGCUCUGGGCCGCCUGGUCCGGGUUGUGUAAGCGGCAGAUGGGACCUGCGGGCGCCCGGGCUCCGUUGACGGCGGUCAGCUGGAUGGAUGCUCCUUGCCCCGGAGAUGCCACAGCUUCCAGGGCCCGGAACCGGUGCCUUGGGCUCUGCAGAGCAGCAGGUGCUACGCUCACUCCCAUGCCCACUGCCUGGAGCAGGGGCCUUGUGCGGAUGCUCCCACUGCAGCCUGGGGCACCCGCCCCACAGGGCCAGGACUCCGCCCUUCCCUCUGCUGUGGCUGCUGGCUCAAGUGUCCCGGUCCCAGCUCUCCACCAGCCUUUCCCCCCAGCGAAUGAACUGGGCAAUAGGACCUGGCACUGUUCCGGGGUGUGCACAGGGUCCAUGCCCAAUGAGUGCAGCCCCUCUGGCUUUCCCGCGUCACUGCCCUGACACAAGAGGGGCAGGUACCAGCCCUGCUGAGGCCCCUUGUGUCACUGCAUGUUCUAGGGCUGGUUGUCUCACACCAAUCGCUCCCAUCCAGUCACGGGGACUUGUGCCUGUUAGUCUGACUCUGGUUAACCUGGGCACUGCACAGCCUGGGGCCAGUGCCCUGUGUUGGGUCUGGGGGUUAGAUGGGGCACCCUGCCCUUGUGGGGAUCCCUACAGGGCCCUGGAUGGCCUCUGAGGACCUUCCCCUCCACCCCCACCCAAUGUCCUAGGAUAGUAAGAAACCUUGGCCAUCACUGCACGUGCACCUUCCUUCCACUGUUCCACGAGUGAGGCCAGCGAGCUGCCCCCAGAGUCCUUGGCACUUCCCGGCGCUUUCCCCUGGGCCCCCGGCACAGCAGAGCCCCUGAUGGCAGCGGUGCGCUCCGGCUUCUCUGCUGGCUGAGUCGAGCUGUCCCCUCCACGCGGAAUGUGUAUAGAAACCAGACUGUACUUAUUUUUUAAUAAAGCUGUUCGUUUCCUUCU
Messenger RNA from Dermochelys coriacea (leatherback sea turtle), 6577 nucleotides. It is a transcript of the gene MROH1, whose product is annotated as maestro heat like repeat family member 1. Bases 526 to 5658 code for a protein of 1710 amino acids. The record is from RefSeq and is a predicted model, not a curated record. Gene Ontology annotation, cellular component: cytoplasm. NCBI's taxonomy places the organism in Eukaryota, Metazoa, Chordata, Testudines, Dermochelyidae. The transcript has 45 exons. Gene Ontology annotation, molecular function: protein binding.